Messenger RNA from Drosophila sulfurigaster albostrigata, 1794 nucleotides. Its product is annotated as cytochrome P450 6a2-like. The transcript has 2 exons. The record is from RefSeq and is a predicted model, not a curated record. Gene Ontology annotation, molecular function: iron ion binding; oxidoreductase activity, acting on paired donors, with incorporation or reduction of molecular oxygen; heme binding. Bases 49 to 1569 code for a protein of 506 amino acids. Lineage: Eukaryota; Metazoa; Arthropoda; Insecta; Diptera; Drosophilidae.
AGCGAGCAGUCAGUUUCAAUUCGAAAGUUGCUCAAAGCAGUUCACAAAAUGUUAUUCAUCAUCUAUUUGCUGAUCACAAUAUCGGCGGUAAUUGCGUACUUGCUGCAUCGCAAUGCCACAUUCUGGAGAAAUCGGGGUAUACCCCAAGAUCCUCCACAUCCAUUCUAUGGCAAUCUUGUGGGAUUCCGCAAGAAUCGUGUCAUCCACGAUCUCGUCUAUGAUUACUACAAUAAGUAUCGCAAAAGCGGCCAUCCAUUUGUGGGCUUCAACUUCUUGCAAAGGCGCAGCGCCUUCAUUAUGGACAUCAAGUUGGCCAAGAAUGUGCUGAUCAAAGAUUUCACCAACUUUGCCGAUCGCGGACAGUUCCACAAUGUGCGAGACGAUCCCUUGACUGGUCACCUCUUCAACUUGGAUGGCAAACGCUGGAAGGAAAUGCGACAGAAGCUUUCACCUACUUUCACUUCCGGCAAAAUGAAGUUUAUGUUCCCCACGGUCAUUAAGGUGUCUGAGGAAUUUGUCAAAGUGAUGUUCGAACAAGUUCCCGCCAAAACUGGCGGUUCCAUCAUUGAGAUCAAAGAGCUGAUGGCUCGCUUCACCACCGAUGUCAUUGGCACCUGUGCCUUUGGCAUUGAGUGCAAUACUCUGCGCACUCCGGUCACCGAUUUCCGCACCAUGGCCAAAAAAGCCAUCACCGAUAUGCGACAUGGACCACUCCUCACUGCAUUCCACUUUAGUUUCCCAAAUAUUGCGGCUAAGCUGCGCAUGCGAAUGAUACCCGAUGAUGUCCACGAGUUCUUUAUGGGAUUGGUGAACGAAACACUCGCCUACAGAGAAAAGGAGAAGAUCAAGCGUAACGACUUCAUGGAAAUGUUGAUUGAACUGAAGCAGAAGGGCACCUUCACUUUGGACAAUGGUGAAGUGAUCACGGGAUUGGAUUUCGGCGAGUUGGCUGCUCAAGUCUUUGUCUUCUAUCUGGCUGGCUUUGAAACUUCAUCGUCUACCAUGAGCUACUGCCUCUAUGAGCUGUCUCAGCAUCAAGACAUACAAGACAAACUCAGAGAAGAGGUUAAUGCCGUGCUUGAAAAGCAUAACAACAAAUUAACUUACGAAUGCAUCAAGGAUAUGCGUUACUUGGAUCAAGUCAUCUCAGAAACUCUUCGUCUCUAUACGAUUGUGCCGUUCUUGGAGCGCAAAGCGCUGAAAGAUUAUGUUGUUCCCGGACAUCCCAAUUAUGUUAUACCUAAGGGCACUCAGGUUAUUGUUCCCGCCUGUGCCAUUCAUCGCGAUGAAGAUUUCUACACAGAGCCCACCAAAUUCGAUCCCGAUCGCUUCUCAGCCGAUGAAGUUGCCAACCGAGACUCUGUCGAGUGGUUGCCCUUCGGUGAUGGUCCAAGGAACUGUGUUGGAAUGCGUUUUGGCCAAAUGCAGACACGUAUUGGCCUGGCCCAGUUGAUCCAGAACUUCAAGUUCUCGGUAUGCGAUGAGACUGAUAUUCCUCUGAACUACGAUCCGAAGCCAUUUGUGCUGGGUACAAUUGGCGGCAUCAAUGUGCGUGUGGAACGAGUUUAGCAAUGUUGUUUUUUGAACGUUGAUAAUUACGUCAUUGUUUUUGGCGUUGAAUUGUUGUUUACAUUGAUGUCAAAUUUGUUGAGGCGUAUAUAAUGAUUGUAUACGGAUGAUUGGUAUGCGUGCAGUAAGCUACUUGUUUACAUUGAGGAUGUAUUCAAAUGUAUGCCUGCUGCUUGUACAUAAGUGUAUAUAUUAAACAGGGUAAUUAUAAUGAAUUAAUAAGUC